AUGGGGCCUCCCACCGAACAGAGUGCUGAACUUUGUGUCGCUGAUCUAUUGAUACAAGAAGGAAUGCGGUGGAACCGCAGGAAAAUACAACCGGUACUUCCGGAAUACGAAGAACAGAUCCUAAGCUUGAAACCAAGUUUAACAGGGGUAUCAGACAAGCUUAUUUGGUUGAGUACUAAAUCUGGAGAUUAUUCUGUUAAAUAUGGAUAUUAUGUUGCGGUGGAAAGCGACGUUCAGAUCGCUGGGGCAGAUACGGAGUUUGAUUGGUCCAAGAAUGUCUGGAAGCUGGACUGUGCCCCGAAGGUGAAGCUCUUCUCCUGGAAAUUGCUCAAAGGUGCCCUGCCUGUUGGAGAACGGCUAAUUGAACGACACAUUGAAGUAGACCCGACAUGUAAACGUUGCGGAUGCAAUGAAUCUAUCAUUCAUCUCCUCUUCCAAUGUCAGUUUGCACAAAAGGAAACCCUCUCCUCCGCUAUCAGGCUGGCUCGAGAGUGGAAUAAGGACAGUAAAUCAGAGACUUCUGGCCAGAUACGAAACAGACGAGUGGAACUUCCAACACCAAAUGGAGCGACGAUUGUGAGAUCGGACGCGGCGUGGAGUGGGAAUGGGAAUGUGGCAGGUCUAGGCUGGAUUAUCAUUGAUCCGACACAGCAUAAAGAAUUCCAACGAAGAAUGGAGUACAUUGCGUCACCUCUAAUGGCUGAAGGAUUAGCAUUGAGAGAAGCUGUUCUCACCUGCUUAGAAUUGGGGCUGCGGAACAUCAAGAUGAAGUCGGAUUCGGCUCAACUAAUCAAGUGCCUCAACACAGGGGAACAUGUAGCGGAGCUACACAAUGUUUUGUCUGAUAUCCUCUUAUUGUCGUCUGGCCUUGUGCCUGUUUCUUUUGCUUGGUUACUUCGAGAGAAGAAUGUAGAAGCUGAUACUUUGGCAAAGUGUGCCUUGAAUGUAGUUGAACCUCUGUUGGUUGGGGAGACAGUUAUUGCUCCCAACUAA
Brassica napus (rape) is the source of this 993-nucleotide messenger RNA. RefSeq lists its product as uncharacterized. Bases 1 to 993 code for a protein of 330 amino acids. Gene Ontology annotation, molecular function: RNA-DNA hybrid ribonuclease activity; nucleic acid binding. Lineage: Eukaryota; Viridiplantae; Streptophyta; Magnoliopsida; Brassicales; Brassicaceae. The record is from RefSeq and is a predicted model, not a curated record. The transcript is spliced from 2 exons.